GAACGAGAUUUAGGUCGAAAGGAGCAAGUGAGGUUUGAAGUGUGCUGAGAACAAAAAUACCCGGCCAUGAUCAGAAAUACCCGGCCGGGAAUUAUUUGGCGAUGACCGAGGAUCUGAAGCUUUGGGCGUCUUUGAGAAACAGAGAGGGGCCCGGGCAGGAGGCAAAAAUCCCCGGUCAGGGAUUCUUGGCAAUGACCGGGGAUUUUCCCCUUAACCCGAUGGUGCGUUUUGUACAUACCCGGUCGCCACCCAAAAUACCCGACCGAGUAUUUAGGCCGGGGAUCGCGACAGAUAGCUUCUUAAGGGAAAAGAAGGCUAAAAAUCAAGGGUUCCGAGUUUUCGAGAAAAAAGUGAUUCCUAGAGAGAGAAAGCGACGAACCAGAGUUCCCAAGUGCCCUAGCUUAAUCUUCAUCACCAUUGGAGCCCUGGUUGAGCUUGGAGAAGUGCCAAUCGACAACCAGGAGCAGAAAUCCAUCCUUCACAGUAUGGUUUCCGCAUCUGAAUCUGCUUUUGCUUCUCUCUCCAUGGAGUAGUUUUCCCAUUCAUCUGGGUAUGGAGAACCCUAGAUUUGUAUGUUAGAACUGAUUGUAUGAACCCAAGUACAGAUUUUAUGAUUUGAUUAUAUUCAAUUGAGGCUUGAAUGAUUGAAUGACUUGAAUCCUGAUCAAAUUCCUAUUAUUUCUGUUUUAGCCUAGAAUGAGAAUAUCUGCCUAGGUUAAUAGAGAACCCUUAAUUGAAGGUAGUGAAUUGGCGACUUUAAUCGAGGAGCCAGUUUACUAUUCUGUACCGAACUUGCUUCGGUAGUGGAGGUUUGGUUCGUUAGGGCCUCAAUCUGUUUACUCCGGUGGAGGUUAGUCGCCCGCUGGGGACUCAUAUUGAGAGGGUCUGGAGACCUUUAGUCGAGACUUCAGACUGUUUAAGAACCUUCCGCAGUAUAACUAUCAUAGAAACUGAACUUGAUAAUUGCAAUCUGGCUUAACUGCAGUCUAGAGGGAACCAUAUCCGGGUGACCUCUCUCGACUUGAUAACAACCGUUUAAUUGCUUGCUUUAAUUGUUUUGCGUGUUUGAACCUGCACUAAAGUUUCACUGCUAGAUAAUAAGAAUUCACUGAGUAGUCAUCACACCUAGGACCCGGGUUGACAUUAAAACCCAAACCCACUAUACUACGCUUUAGGAAGUGGUUACACUUGGCCAUUUUCUAGAAUGACAGUAGGAGUGAGUCAAUAUACAAGAAAUCGAUCAAGUCGCGUCAUCAAUGAAAGGCCAUGGGAAGCAACUCAUGAAGUGUGAUUGGUGUGGCGACUCGAGUCACUCUAUGGAGGAGUUAAAGCCUAUGAUUGAGGCCUCAAUGCAAUUUGAGGAAGCCAACUUUGUUGGAGGGAAAUCCCAGUUUGGAGCAACCAUCCUAAUUUUCUUUAGUCUUCUCCGACGGAUUGGAAGCCUCUGGGGUUUCAAUCUCAAGCUCCCAUGCAAUACGUUUACCCAAGGACAAGUCAACCAUUCAAUGGUCAAGUCUCUAGACUUGAAGACUUGGUAGGCCAAUUCGUUACACACUCCAACAAUAAGUUUGAGGCUAUUGACAAAUUCACAGAGAAUACUACGGCCAAAUUCUCAAUUUUGGAAGCGAGUCAAAGGAAUCAACAAGCCUCACUUCAAAAUCUUGAAGCCUAACUAAGCUCAUUGGCCACAAGGAGGGAUGUCAUGUGGUAACUCUAAGGUGUGACCGACCUUUGAAGGAGGUUCCUAUGUCAACAGCGAGGAUACCAGUAAGAGAAGUUCCACGUGAAAUUAUUCAAGAAGAAGAAUUAAUUUGGGAAGAAGUGUAACCCACUAUUAACAUCAAGAUUGAAGAAGAGGAGACGUCUAAGAAGAUUGAAGUCUAAGCUUUCCGCUGCUCCUUGUCACUACGUUGUAAUAGUGUUGACCACUAAAACUAGUUGAGGGACUUCUCGUGGUGCCUCUUCAUUUCUUGACCCGUUGCCCACUUUCCACUACUUAGGACCAAAGACCCUAACAUCAUCCUAUUAUCAUAGCUACUGGCAUCUGGUGAUUGUUCCUCUUCCUUUGGAGAUUCAUAUUUCUCCCCCUUGUUUGUCUUAGCUUAUUAGAUCAUCCACUUAUUUCCUAGUAGCAAAAUCCUCGUACUACUCUCUCAACUCCUUCAAAAUCCUUGAGGUAUUCCCUUUCAGUUGGCAUCUCUUUGCUGGUGUUUGGAGUUGAAGUCCUCGCACAUUUGAUUCUAUCUUGAGAGCCUUUGAGAUUCUAUUUGGGUUGGUCACGUUUCUUUCAUCCUUUCUUUCUUACUGAUGAUCGCCAUACGCCUCAAUCUCUUAUUUGACGUCCCACGACGGGUUAACUUAACUCGCGUCCUAGCUUAUUCUUAAACCAAUUGCACCCUCGUGCUACCUUCUCAUAGUGUCGUGCUGUAAUAGUUAUUCACCUUAUUAUGAUUAGAGUAGACUGGUGAUUCUAUAAACUCUUAAAAGAAGA
Molecule: messenger RNA, 2491 nt
Organism: Linum trigynum
Lineage: Eukaryota; Viridiplantae; Streptophyta; Magnoliopsida; Malpighiales; Linaceae
Source: the annotation of a GenBank genome assembly